Messenger RNA from Bombina bombina (fire-bellied toad), 1122 nucleotides. RefSeq names its product multiciliate differentiation and DNA synthesis associated cell cycle protein (gene MCIDAS). Gene Ontology annotation, biological process: negative regulation of DNA replication; negative regulation of cell cycle. Gene Ontology annotation, cellular component: nucleus. The record is from RefSeq and is a predicted model, not a curated record. The coding region runs from base 1 to 1122 and encodes 373 amino acids. The transcript has 7 exons. Lineage: Eukaryota; Metazoa; Chordata; Amphibia; Anura; Bombinatoridae.
AUGCAGAACAGAAGGAAAGUCUUCAAUAAAAUAUGUCCAAACAGGAUGUUGGAUUUAUCCAACAGACAAACAAAAAAAACAGUAAAAGUCGAUAAGAAGGUUCCAAGGAGGUUAUUUGCAGGUGCCAGUGGUCCUGUGACUAUAUAUAUUGACCCAUCACCAAGUACUGUAGAUUCAGGUCUGUCGACUAUUGACUGGCAAGACUUGGCAGAUUGUGACUCUGUCAUCCAGCAGGACGUAGCUAGAGGAGCUGUCACCCAGCAGGACCAUGGCUUACAGGGGGCCCCUGAUUUUAUGCAGGAUUUCAGAGAUGCUGUGGAUAAUUUUAUUACAGACCAAGCAUCGCUCAUGCAGACCAGUGUGGCUUCUGCAGAUUUCCAGCCUGCACCGUGUAACAUGGCUGUGUAUGACCCCUGUAUGGCAGCCCCUCUGCACCCCCAGCAGAGCCAUCUCCUGCCCAUCAACGUCCAGCUCAUCCCUACAACAGAGCAGUACUGGAAAGAUGUGGCUGAUCACAAUCACAAAGCCCUUGGAGAUGCUUUGGUGGAAAACAACCAGUUGCACGUGACACUGACUGAAAAGCAAGAAGAGAUCGCAUCAUUAAAGGAGAGAAAUGACCAACUUCAUGAACUGGCCAAUCAGGCUAAACACCUGGCGUCUGUUCUCGAUAAAUUGAUGACACAUCGGUCCAGGAUCAGUGGGAAUAUUUCAUCAGACGCUUUGCGGACAAGGCCAUCAGUUAAAAGAAAUUUGGAAGAGUAUUACCCGCAGGACAACGAUCAGGAGUGCAUGCAAGUGGAUGAGAUACUGAGAGAGAUCUCAAAUAAGUGUAACGCUGCACUAAAGGACAGUGCGCCUAAACGAACCAAAAUAACAUUUGAGGACCAAACAGGAACUGGUCAAGGUGAGCAGAUUGCAAUGCAUGGGGCUUUCAAUGGACUGAAAACAUCCACAGGGCACAGCUCAGUGAACCUGUGUGAUACAGAUCUAGAAGAAGACAUCACCUUCAAGACCUCCAUCAGAGACCACUGCACCAUAAGGACUUUAGCUUUUCCCCAGGGAAAUGCCUACACCAUCAGGACAGGUGGUGGGGGCUACAAAUUUAGAUGGGUUCCCAACUGA